Rhodotorula toruloides NP11 is the source of this 399-nucleotide messenger RNA. RefSeq lists its product as uncharacterized. Gene Ontology annotation, biological process: transmembrane transport. Lineage: Eukaryota; Fungi; Basidiomycota; Microbotryomycetes; Sporidiobolales; Sporidiobolaceae. The record is from RefSeq and is a predicted model, not a curated record. Gene Ontology annotation, molecular function: sulfate transmembrane transporter activity. Bases 1 to 399 code for a protein of 132 amino acids. Gene Ontology annotation, cellular component: membrane. The transcript has 5 exons.
AUGACGCCGCAGAGUCGGACGGAAGUUGCUUUUGCCACCCUGCCCGAGCGCCUUUCCCGAGCUGCCAAACAGGCGCAGAAGCGCGAACGGGUUGAGGAGGACUUGACAAGGUGGCAGCUACUGUACCGGCGGGCGCGCUACUACAUCCCUGUCCUCCAAUGGCUUCCGCAUCACUCGCUCAAGAGCUUCAUGUGGGAUGUCGUCGCCGCUCUCACGCUCACCUCGCUCAUCGCGCCGCAAAGCAUGUCCUACACCACGAACUUGGUCCACACCGAUCCCAUCCACGGCCUCUUUGGCGCAGCUGUCCCAGCCAUGAUUAGCUCGCGCGUUGGGAACACCAUCGCCAAGUUCAUCAAGGAGGAGGAGCACACGCACGGCAGGAUGAGCAAUGUGCAUUGA